AUGGCGGAGCCGGGCCCAGAGGAGGAGCUGGCGCACGCCGAGGUGCUCGCGUUCCAGGAGGGACUGGCCCGCCUCGUGCAGGACCCGCUGCUCUGCGAUCCCCCAAGGUGCACCUGGUGGUUCAUCUGUCUUUCACUUUUUGGACAGGUCACCGUGGAGGAAAUCAAUUCUCAGAUUGCGCUGGAGUAUGGCCAAGCCAUGACUGUGCGAGUGUGCAAGGCGGAUGAAGAAGUUAUGCCUGUCGUGGUGGUACAGAAUGCCAGUGUCCUGGACCUGAAGAAGGCCAUCCAGCGAUAUGUGCAGCUGAAGCAGGAGCGGGAAGGGGGCAUACAGCACAUUAGCUGGACCUACAUAUGGAGAACAUAUCACUUAACCUUUGCUGGAGAGAAAAUGACAGAUGACAAAAAGAAGCUGCGAGAGUACGGCAUCAGAAAUCGUGAUGAGGUCUGCUUUAUAAAGAAACUUCGGAAGUGAACUUACAGCUCCAGUGUUUCUGCCUGAAAAGGACUAACUCCAGGUUGUUACUGCAGCAGGACCAGCCUGCAGAUUCAGCAUCUUUCCAGAAGAGAAACUUAUGGCAUUUCAAAGAGCAAAUGCAGGAGGCAAUGAAAAUUCUCUGAUAGGUUAGUGUUUGAA
Messenger RNA from Chelonoidis abingdonii (Abingdon island giant tortoise), 636 nucleotides. It is a transcript of the gene SNRNP25, whose product is annotated as small nuclear ribonucleoprotein U11/U12 subunit 25. Gene Ontology annotation, cellular component: U12-type spliceosomal complex. Gene Ontology annotation, biological process: mRNA splicing, via spliceosome. The record is from RefSeq and is a predicted model, not a curated record. Lineage: Eukaryota; Metazoa; Chordata; Testudines; Testudinidae.